Messenger RNA from Trichobilharzia regenti, 3528 nucleotides. The record is from the annotation of a GenBank genome assembly. Lineage: Eukaryota; Metazoa; Platyhelminthes; Trematoda; Strigeidida; Schistosomatidae.
AUGUCUAAUUUACAAUCCCAUCAACGUCAACAUAUGAAAGGCAAACCAUUUCGUUGUGAGCAAUGCUUUAUGUCAUUUGAUACAAAAGAAGAAUUGGAUGUUCAUGUACAAGCAAAGCAUUCGGGUAACCGAUAUGCUAAGGUCCUAGUAUGUCCUAUCUGCACAAAAUCUUAUAAUUCAGAAACCUAUCUAGCUAAACAUGUUGAUCGGCAUAAAGAGGCGGCGGCUACAGCUGGUGCUGAUGGCAAUGGCUCCAAUACGCGGGGCAAUAACAGUCACAAUAGUAAUAACAACAGCAACAACAACAACAAUAACAAUAAUACUACUAAUAACAAUAACAGUAGUAGUAAUAAUAAUAAUACUAGUGUGAUAAAUCUGAGAAAUCAAACCUGUAUGGAUAAUAUAUUCGCUGCUGGAUUUCAUAAUCAUUCAGUUGCUAUGGCUGCUGCAGCCGCCUCAGCACUUACUCGUGGUGGGCAGGUUAUCGAUUCGAAUGCUGCAGCAGCUGUUACACAUAUGGGUGGUCUUGGAGGUGUUACUACUGGUGGACGUCAUCCACAUGGAGCAGCAGCAGCCGCGGCGGCUAUGGUUGCAGCACAUGCACAUCAAGACUUGCAUUUAAGGGCUGUUGCAGCAGCAGCUGUUGCCAAUAGUAACACUAAUGCCAAUAAUAAUAAUAAUGGUAUGAAUCUUAAUAAUCAUCGUGUUGUUGGUGUUGGCGGUGAUAUUGACAAUUCAUGCGGUUUUUUUAAUUCAACAUUAAAUGAUGCAAGAAUUAAUGGGAAUAAUAAUAGCAAUAAUACGAAUAAUAGUAAUAGUAAUAGUCCGAAUACAGGAUGUGACCUAUUACAUAAUAAUAACAAUAAUAAUAAUAAUGGAAAUGGGAAUGCAUUGAAUUAUAGUUCAAUGUCUACAACAAGCGUAGGAGGAUUAUUUCAUCAUUUACCAGUAGGCGGAAUGAUUCAUGGAUCGAGUAGUGAACAUUUAACUGCAGCUGUACAACAACAACAACAACAGUGUAUUACGUCAUCACAUCGUCAUCAACAUUUUCAAGAGGAAAGCCAUCAACACAUGAAUUCAUAUGGACAUUCAAAUUUAUCCUCACCGAAUCAUCAUAAUCAAAGCCAACCAACAACAACAACAGCUGUACGGUCAUCAACAUCACCCUCACCAUCACCAACCUCAACAACAACUUCCUCAAGGACAACAACAUAUUCAACGUCGUCAUCAUUAUCUCCAGGAGUAAAUGAUUCAUCACAAUGUCAACAACAUUUAUUAAAUUUAACACAGCAUCGUUUGUCUAAUUCUACUACUACUACUUCAAAGCGAAUUUGUUCCCCGUCAACUGAAUGUACCGCCAUCAGUAGUUCAUCAUCGGUAUCAUCAGUAACAAUAGCGCCAACAGGGGGAAUGGUGAAUUCAACAAUGGAUCGAUAUAUUUCAACGCCUAUCACUACUUCUACUACCUCAAUCACUCCAUCACCUACAACGGGAACAACACAGUCAGUGACUGCAGUUAACGGUUCGUUAAAUAAUGAGGGUAUACAUCGACAUGCAUUACUUCCACCUCCAGCUCAUCAACAACAUUCUGUACAGUUGGGGGAAUCAAAUUCGUUAUAUAUUAACAAUAAUAAUAAUAACAAUGAUAAUCAGACUAACUGUACAACCGCUAACCACCAUCCAACUGUACAGUCAGAAACUCAACGGCAGCACACCCAUCAACACCAUCAUCAGAACCAUCAUCAAGAAGAGCAUAUACCUUUGCCUGUACAAAAUCAUUCCAGUCAAUCAUUACUAUCUAGUCAUGUUGUCGGUCAGUUGACAUCUUCACCGUGUACAUCACCAAGUCAAUUGUUAAACACAACAGAUGAUAUAACUAUAGAAGCCAAUGAAUGUCAGAGAAUGAAUAUUAAGGAAGACAGUCAUGAGAAUUGUGAAAAAUGGUACAACGAUAGGCAUAACGAUAAUACUGAUGAUGUUUUAAACGCCUAUAACAAUGAUAAUAAUAAAGAAGGGAAUAAAGAGAAUCCCAUCGAAAUUGACACCGAAAUCAACACCGACGCUAUCAAACACCAUCAUCCUAACAGAGGAAAAAAUCAAGAAGAACAGGAAGAAGAAGAAGAAGUUGACGACGAUGGCGGUGAGGAUGAAAAUGAGAAUGAGGAUGAUAUUAUCAUGAAUAAGACAGAUAUCAGUACACCGAAUCAUAUGUAUGAUUUUUUAUUCCAUGCCAAUUCAAACAGUAAUAAUAAUGAUGAUGAUGAUGUCGGUUUAAAGUCAACCCAACACGAGGAUGUUGAUGAAGAUCCUAAAGACCUGUUGAUUUCAUCGCAUAAAUCUUCUAGAUUUAAUCAAAACGCAAUCCUACCAAAUAGUUUAUCCCCAACAUCGACUGAUCUACUCCAGUGUAAUAAUAAUAAUAAUGGUGGAAAUAUUCUUCAUAAUCGAUCAAUAUCGUCGGCAUCAGCAUCGCUAUCUUCCUCGUCGUCGUCUUCCCCGUGUAUUGAUCCUGUGAUGACAGAUGAAAUUAAUUCAAUUGGAUUGGAAAAUAUCAAUUACACUGACAAUAAUCAUGAUAAUAAUAAUACUAAUAAUAAUCCUACGGAAUGUGAAACAAAUACCCUGUCAACGAGUAUUGGAAUUGAAUCAAUUCUUGGUGGAGGAGAUCAUCCAUUAAAAAUUCAAACAAAUAAUCAAUAUACAAUGGAUAAACUGAAAUCAAUUGAUGCGGGAAAUCUGUUUCCUAGCAACAACAACAACAACAACAAUCACAACAUAAAUCCUAAUAACACUAAUAAUCGAUCAUUAAAGCGUAGUUGGUCAAAUAGAGAAUUAUUAAAUGCAUAUAAUAAUCAUGAUCCCGAUCAUCAAGAUGAUGGCAAUGAUGAUCACAGUAUUGAUCAUAAUGAUAAUAAUGAUAUACAUAAUGAUAUAGACACUGAUAGUAUUGACUGUGUGGGGAUAAGGAGCCUCAGCGACGACAAUAGCACGAUCAACGUUGGUAAUUCCCCCACAAAUACCAUGAAUAGUAAUCACCAUAAUAAUAAUGAUAAUGAUGACAGAAAAUCGAUAUCAGAAGAAGGAGAAGAAGAAGAUUCACAACAACAACAUCAAUUGAAUUCGACGUCGACAUCACCAAUAUCAGCAUCGGUAGUAGCACAACAUUUAAAUUCUGCUAAACGUCGACGUCGACAUCAGUAUGUACCACAACAUUUACCAUUAAUAAAUCAUCGUGGAAAGUUAUCAGCAAAUGAUAAAUAUACAAAAUCGGAUCAGUUGAAUGGAGAUGUUAAUGAAGCAUCCCCCUCCUCCUCCGUCUCCUUGUCAUCAUCGUUGAAUAGUCCUCUUGACAAUGGAACUGAUGAACUCGACGGUGAAAAUAUCCGUGACGGUGUUGUUCACAAGGCCAAAAACAACAAUAAUCAUGUUGAUCCUAACGCCGAUGAUGUAAUCCUCACAUCAAAUGGUAUCCAGAAGGCAGAUAUCACAUCAACAAAUGAUAGACAAUGUUAUUUCUCAGCUUUUUAA